AUGAUUGCUUGGAUUUUUCUGUCCCUUUUAAUUACUAAAGGAGUGUUCACGACCACUGGAAAGUGUUUUAAAAAUGAAUUUGUGGGUACGUUCUACUGUGCGCGAUUAAUCGAAUGCACAUGAAAACUUUAAGUUAGCAUCAAACUAAAAUUUAUUCAUCUUUUUUCCUGUUUUUGACAGAAAGCCCAUUGAUUUCCUGUGCAUUUGUUUAUAAUUCGUUAAGUGUGCCUUUAGUAACUUCAAUUUAAAUGCAAAUUUUUUUGCCGGUUAAAGAGAUAAGACACAAUACCGGUGGGCUUCAACUUAAUUGAGUGCAAUUAUGUGCCCAGGCAGAUUUCCUUUUUUUGAAGUAUUAAUUAAUUGAACCGUGGUCCUUAUUUUAUUCCACUAGAGUGUUUGUGCUCUAAAUGCCAACUUGAAUAUUUAAAUUGCCUACCGAAGCUUCAUUUUUUAAAAUUUCUAUCCAAUUAACAAAUGGAAGAAAUCUCCAAUUCCAUAUGAAAGAAAAAGCAUCAGAAUCCUUAAUGGAAUCGUGACCAUCGUACAAAUGGUUCACUGAGGCAAAUUAAAACUUUUUGAUAUUAUAAUAUUUUAAUAUUUCGUUGUGCAUCAAUGGUUUUUUGUGAUGCAAAAUUGUACUAGUCUAAACACAUCACACUAAUAUAUACUUCAGCUUAAACUGGCAACAUCAAAGUGGUAUUCACCAAAAUGUAUUCUCCAAUUAUGAAAUCUUAAGUCUGAUGCAAAGAGAGCCUUCAUUUAACAAGAGAAUUCAACUCAAGAUAGGGAGCAUUUCAUUGUUACAGAAGAGGAGAAAAGCUUGCUCAUUGAUAUUGCCUUAACAGCAAAAGCUGAACAACUAGCAUCCACAGAAACACCUUUGAUAUCAAGCUGUUUUUUCAUCAAUUUGUUUUGCAUAAUGCAAAAAUUUUUGGGGAAUGAUAAAAAUAAUAGCUGUCAUUUUAGUGCAGACAUACUCUCUGCCUUAAGACAUUUUCUGUUCCUGUAAGCUCAGAACCUUUCUUGAGCCUUGUCCUCAGAAAAAUGUUGUUAAAUAGAGGCUCUUUUCAGUAAUUAUUUAUUUUGAAUUAUUUAUUCACGCUUUAACCUCAAAGAGUCACUAGUAUCUUAUCUCUGCUGACAACAUCAUCCCUGAAACACGAAUGUCACAAGAGUUAAGGGAAUGAUCAUCAAUGAAAGAAGCUCUUGAUUGGUAAACAAAUUCUCCUUGUCAGCACCUUAGCAAAUGUAUAGAGAACAGUAUGGAGAAUAUGCAUACUAAUGUUAAGUUGUGAAGGAUUAAUUUAUUGAAUGUUUAUUAAUUCUACAUAUACGUAUACUUUUACUGUUAGAAAUUAAGAAAAGACCUUGUAUCAUACCACCUUGACAGAUAAGAUUAUUGCUAUCUCUUCCCUCAGCAACAUUUUGAUUCUCUAUUCAAUAUCUACUCAGGAGACACAGUGAAACGGCAUUUCAAGCUGUAUGGUGAUGGCAUAACAUUACUUCCCCUAAAAGUGAGCUACAGCAAGCGAGCAUCUCAUCAGAUUUCCUCUCAUGUGCUGCGCAUUUUAUUAGAAGAAUUGUUAGGAUAUGAAGAUGUUGUUCUGGUCCCUGAUGAUUCUGGAUUGUUUGUCAACAAGGCUCUCCAAAAGAUAUCAGGAUGUUCAAAUCACAGGUAUUGUGUAUGGAUCUAUAGCCUGACUGCUACUGCUUGUUGUUGUAGUGAAUCACUACAUUUUGUUUUUCUUCUUACAAUCCUUGUCUGAAUAACUUUUGCAUUUUAAAAUGGAUGCAGCAUUUAUUCAGGGACAGCAUUCAACUGAGUUGAUAUGAUACAAUCAGGAGCAGAAAUGGGUACUACCAAACAUUCAGGGGAGUUUGACAUAAGGGCGGGGGGGGGUAAGCUGGGAUGGAGUGGCAUCUAGGGGGGAGCAGCAAUAUUGCUAGUCACUUUAUACUUGAGAGACUGAGAUAAGCUUGGGUGCCUUGUUGGCCAUCUAAGCUGAGUGCAGACUUACUUCUCCACUUUCGAUAAUUCCCUAAAACCAGUCAUUCCAGAGCCUAAUACUUUUUCUGUUCAUAUUCUAUGUGUCAAGCUGUGAUGCCAGUGAUGUUCCAGAUGUUAUGAUUAAUACAGAAAUCUGGGUACCUCCAGGUUAUCAAUACGGCAAAUGGUUGGACAAAAAAUUAGUGAAUGAAGUUGGAACCGUCUCUACACAUGGGAGGUACAAGUACAUGUUUAAGUCAUUACCAAAAGUGGAAUGCCAAGAAAAAUACAAUCAAACUUGUGUGUAAAAUUUUGUGCCAAGAGAAAAAAACAAGCUCAAUGUGUCAUGUCAAACAGCUCUGACUCUCUUUUUCAUUUUACAGAUUUGGAUGGUAUCUUCCAACCUCUUUUGUUGAAGGACUAUGGAAUGACAGCAGAAUCAUAGCAGACAGCUGGAGAGCUUUACAACUACAGUCAGUGGUGGGACAAUUGUUGCAAAAUGCAUCAUUGCUCAAUUCUUACAUUAACAUCUCAGAGUACAAGAAAUCUUGUGAAGAUAUAGCUGGUUGUAGUCAUGGCUGGCUUCAUGGCACAAAGUGUAGGGAUGGUGAUAAUGCAAUGCAUUGUGCUGUUCUUUUGGCUGAUUUUCCAGGUGGGUUUGUAAGUUAAUGUAGAGAUAUGGUGGUGGCUAAUGGUUAGUAUGUGGGGCUCCAGGUGGAGAGAUCCAUGGUCUGAGACAUGGGUAAGUCAUUAUGUUGUGUUUUGGGCAGGACAGCUUAAUCUCACAAUGUGUCUCUCCACCCAGGAGUAUGGGAGGGUACCAGAAAAUUGUCAGGGGGAGAUUUUUAACCUUGCAAUGGACUAGUAUCCCAUCCAGGUGGGAGUAGUGAUACUCCUAGUCAUUUUAUGCUAAGGAAACCACAAUAUUAAGAUAUGAGGGCUGGGUGGGCCACCAGGCUUGAGUACAGACUUUACCUUUAAUGUAGAAACUCACCAAAAUACAAUAAAUUUGUAUAAGUUGACAGACCCUUGAAACUUGAUCCUUAAUGUUUUUUGGUGGUGUAAGUAAGUAAAGAUUUCUUCUGAAAGUUCUGAUUACUUCUAAAUGAUGUUUAUAGACCACUAUGGAUCAUUACUACAGCAGCAGAUUAACAGCCUUGGUCUGAAUAUGUCAGUAGUAUGGCUGGCCUCGGAGUUACAAUAUUUUGUCAAUGGCAGGGGUGAUCAACCAUUCCUUCUUUUAAACUGGGAACCGAAUACAAAACCAACAGCAGAGCAGUUGACAAGAAUAAGUCUUCCGCCAUGCAGGUGUGGAUAAAAAUCAGGUUUUGACUGUGUUAUUGUUUCAGAAAAAAUUCAUUUCCCUUUAGUAGGUUUAAUUUUGCUUUAGACCCCCACAGCCAUCCCCCCUUCCUCCCCUAACCCUUCCUCAUUUGGGAAAUCCCAUUUUGCUGCUUUGUACUUUCCUUGUCUGACUUGUACUAUUCCUCUUGCCACUGGAAUUUCAAAUGACCAUCCUCUGGCUUGAUAUCAACCUAUUCCUAUUUUAAAUUCUUGAAUUUCUGCAUUGCACUUGGGUAGAUUUGAUACAUACAGUAGUUAAGGGACAAAUUUUAUUCAUGCUGUUGGAUGGUGAGAAAUUUUGUGCAUGCUGUUGGAUGGUGAGAAAUUUUGUGCAUGCUAAUAUUAUGAUACAAUGAUGAAUGUUUCAAACAAUAGGCCUGAUUUCAUUAAGAAAGAUUCAUUUAUGUUAAAUAUAUUUUUUAUUUAUUUUCAGUGCAAAUGUGUCUUUCAUCCAUGCCUUUUCAUCUCAGCAAGGUUACUACAACUGUGAUUUUCCACCAAGUCACCUUUUUAAGUUUGCUUGGGGAGCAGUUCAAGAUAGUGCCCCUGAUGUAUACUACCUGUUGUCAAAAUUGUACUUUGAUAAGGAGACACUUAGUGGCCUGUUGCAGAAACAUGCCUAUGGAGGGGGGAAUUUAACAAGUGAGGAAAUUGCUUGUGAUUGGUUACAGCAGAAUAGGGAUACCUGGAUGCAAUGGUUACCAUCUGGGAGUUUUAAUAAAACACCAGUUUAUCUUGGAGGGAUGUUCCCUUUAUCAGACAGCGAGGAUGCUGUUUGGAGCAAUCCUGGAAUUUUGCAGGGUAUGAGAAGUUUAUUUAGACUCCAAAGAGGUCAUAGAUACUUGAAGGGCAAACAAUUUUGAUGUUUUAUGUUGUCACUUAAUGGCAUAUAUGGUUUAAUAUUAUUGUUAUAUUCCUUUGUUUUCAAACCCAAUGAACUUUGAUGUAACCAAAAUAUUCACGAAAAGUAGACUCAGUUUACUAUGAAUUAAAUUGAACCAUAGCGUAAACUGGUUGGAGGUACAGUCUGCAAAAACCAAACAUCCAAAUUUUACCAACCUCUGGACCAAUCAAAACCAAAAUAAUCCAGACUUGGUCACAGCUCUUUUCCUGCAUUUCGGUCAGUUUGCUUGUUUUUACUUAAUGUUUUCAUUGGCUCCACGUGCUGUUUCCCUUUGAUUUGAUUGGCUGUUGUCAUUACUUUGGUUUUGGUAUUAUGACACCAAAUGAAAUGAACUCUUAUAUUGAUUGCUAGUUAUUCAGUGUUUUGCUUUGUUGCAGGUGCCCUGAUGGCUUUGGAAAGCAUCAACAAUGAUUUUAAAAUUCUUGAUAAUUACAGCUUGGAGCUCAUUGUAGAAGACACACACUGUAAAACAUCUCUCAUUCUCAAUGCAUUCAUCGAGUUUAUGUCACGAUCUCAUAAUAAAUCAGUUGUGGGAAUCAUUGGCCCUGCCUGUUCAGUUCAAACUGAGAUCAUUGCAGAAGUUGCACCAUUGUAUAAUACAAUGGUUAUGGGUUAUAGUGUGGAAGGUGUCGCACUGGCAGAUCGGGAAAAGUACCCUUUGUUCUUCAGAACCUCUCCUAGCUAUGCAGAAUUCAAGUUUGCCUAUGCUGCCAUCUUUGGGUUUUUUCAGUGGAAGCAAUAUGCCUCAUUAACAGAUACAAACUAUGUAUCACGCACUGUGACAACAACCCAUGAGUAUCUUGAGAGCCAAGGAAUUGACUUGGUGUAUGCAAGACAGAUCACAAAUCAAGACAGUGUAGAUAUUAAGACUUAUGUUAGGUCCUUAAAGGAAAGUUCAGCCAGGAUUAUUAUUUCAACUUUGUUUGAGGGUCUGGCAAGAGCUGUUGUGUGUGAGGCAUAUAUUCAAGUGAGUGAUUGUUUUGGCUUAUGCAUGAAAAUAGUUUUUUUGGGUAACUGUGAUUGGUGACUGUGAAUAUGAGAGAUGUUUAUGAGCAUUACUCCCUCAUCAGAGCAACGUUGGGCUAAUUCUCAAAACCUUAGCUUUAUAGACUCUUUACAAUGGCCAAUUUACAGUAUCAACCAAACCAGAAACAAUAAUAACCCCUCAUGGAUGCCACUCCACUGUGACAGUUUCUUCAGAAACUUAAUUACUUCCUAUAUUCUGAAAUAUAUAUGGAAUGCGUUAAUUUGUAUUUUUAAGAUAAAACGAAUCAGGCAUCACAAAACUAAAUCAAAAUCCAGUGGAUAGCUUUAUACACCUUUCAGACAACCAGGGCCCAGUGCUUGUAACAAGGGAAUAGACUUAAUUGAGGAAAGAUCCCCUGUGAAAUUAUGAGUUAAAACAUUUUGGUAGCAUACCCAUAUUUAUGUUACCUGUAAUCGACUUGAUUUCCUUUAGGGCUUGACUCCUCAAAAAGGUUAUGUUUGGUUUCUGCCAGCAUGGCUAGCACCAGAUUGGUGGGAUCCAAAUCAUUCUCACCUGGAUGAUGACACCUCUGAAGGGAUACCCAGCAUACCUUGCUCUGCAGCCAACAUGAAGGAGUUUGUUAGUGGAGGGUAUUUCUCUCUUUCCAAUGCAUUUUACGGGGAGGACUUGGACACAAUACUAAGUGGAGGGACUGUGAACCAGUGGAGACAAGAGUAUGAAAGGAGGGUCAAGAAUCAGGUUAUCUCUGCAGUGUAUACAUUUAGUUGUAUUCAGUCACUUACACUCACUCUCUCACUCUCUCACUCUCUCACUCUCUCACUCUCUCACUCUCUCACUCUCUCAUUCUCUCAAUCUCACACCCUGCAACUGCGCAUUGCAUUGUAUGUAGUACUUUGUAACAGCAUGUAACUGCUUGUAUGAAAACAUUAAUCUAUCACUUUUAGUGUCUACAGCCGUGUCCGGCGUAACUUGUUUUUUGUGUCUCAAAGAAGUCAGUUAUGACAAUUUACAUCUUUACGUUUAUUACACUUUUUCAUGAAGAUUAACUGUAUGUGUUACUCGUUUGUCAUAAAUGAAUGUUAAUGUCACUAAUAAUGCACGUUCACACCAGCCACUGAACUAGUUCCUAUGUAAUAUGUAUUUUUUCAGGGUCACACUCCCUCAGGAUAUGCAAGUUUUGCUCAUGAUGCUGUGUGGGCCUAUGCACUGGCGCUUGAUAAACUUUUUAAGUCUCAACCAGCAGGACUGGAUACAAUAAGAACAAAUCACACAACGCAGUAAGUUGACGCUUCUAACAGUCGAUGAGAAGAAUGACUGAUUGUUUACGGUUUAGUUUGUAGAAAAGACCUUUGUGUGGAAUUGGAAUAAGAAGAUCGUAAUAGCUGUGAAAAAGAGUCGAUUCUAGUUUUAAUCUGUCACAGAGUUAAUCAUAACCAUUACAAUUUCCUCAAAUUGGUGCAUUAGCUGUUUUAUUUUUCAUCCAUGAAUCAAAACUAUAACAAAAUUCUCGAACGUGAUUGGUUAUCACCAACCCGAUUUGAGCACUAGUAGGACAGUGUACGCGUCAUGCUUGUAAUUGGACAGUGAAAUAGGACAGUUUAAGAGACAGUUAAUACGUCAAGCCUAUCUAAGUGGACAAAUCGCGUCAUGAGCGCGCGCUGUUGUCUCGCAUUUUGCCGAGUUAACUGUUGAUUUUUUUUGUGAAAACUUACAAUCGAUGUCUAGUUUCUUUCUCAAAUUUUGUCAUAGUUUUGAUUAAUUGGUAACAGUACUUCGUGUGGUCCGAUUCUGUCUGUAAUCAUACUCGUGAUUAACGAGUAUGAUUCGCGGUCGUCCGAUUUUGUUAAUCACUCGUAUGAUUACAGACCAAAUAGUAACAACCACUUAUCCUAUUAAAAAAACUGUGGAAUUUCCAAAAUCGAGGAGUUUUUUACUUUAGAAAUCGUCUCUACCGGAUAGAUUUGUCCUAAAUGUAUUUUUUGUUUUCGGAAAUUGUAACAGCUAUGAUUAAUUGGUAGCAGGACUUUUUGUCGUCCAAUUCUGUCUGUAGUCAUACUCGUGUUAACAAAUCGGACUCCCGCUUCGCAGUCGUCCGAUUUUGUCAGUCACUCAUAUGAUUAUAGACCGAAUUGGACUCCACUGGUUCCUAUUACCAUUUUUAAUCUGCAGCCCGACCCUCCUUUCUCGGAGAACUGAAGCUCAAGAGUUGUUUUUGUUAUUAAAGGCCCUACACCUUUUUAAGCUCGCACGAGUUACAUCUUCUGUAUGAGUUCAAUUGAAUCCGUAAAACGUUGACUAUCUCAGGUUUGAAAAGUGCGACCUUACUACUCUGAAAUGUAACCAGGUGAAAUUUAUUUAAAAGUAUUUUAGUCACGUUGAAUUCUGCGUCACCUAAAGCUUAGUAUUUUGUGAAUGAUUUCCAUUCCCGGCCUAGACUUUUUUCAAGGCUACUUCAAAAUGUUCAAUCGUUCUCAAUUCGAAGCAUUGUGUAUGAGUUACAAAUAAAAAUGACGGUGAUCGUAAAUCUUACGACGGUACUGUUGGGUAUCAAACCCAGACUUCGUUGGUGGGAGGUUGGUGAUAUCUAGUAAGCGCAAUCGCUCGAUUGUGUUCGUGUGUGUGUGUCAGUGUGUUUUUAAACCUUCUGUAUUCGAAGGCUUUAGGAAGUAAUGACUAGUGUAACCAUACUCUCCCAAGAGAAUACUUCCCUGCCAUUGUUUAAAAUUAUUCUUACUACUUAAGACACUACUUGCUUUUUUCCACAGGCUGUUGAAGACUUUCCUCCAACAGACCAACUUUAGUGGUGCGUCUGGGCGUGUUAUUUUCAGAGAUGGCGAGCGGUACCUUCCCACAGUUGAAAUGGAGCAACGGUUUCCUGCCAGGGUCGUAAAAGUCGGGCGUGUGCUCCCUAACAUGUACAAAGCCUGUGGCAGUAGCAACCGUUGUCUGGAAAUGAAUGAGACCAGUAUCCAGUGGCCAGAGGGGAGAAGACCAACGGACGGUAGAUCAAGUGAGUGUAUGCAGCUGGUAACUCGUAAUUGCCGAGAACUGAAGUGAAAUUCUCCCCACAGUUGAUGCACAUUUUCUUGAUUAUGGUUAAAAGAAUUUGGUGUUUAAUCAAUGUACGUUGUAUCGACCUUUAGCUUGUGAGUUCGCCUAUCCUCUUCAGUCCUUUUUGGAACAAUGUUGUGAUGUUUUAUGGAGAAAAAAAAUCAAGCAUUUCUAAUCUUUAUUUCUCUUUUCAGAGCCGUCCUCUAUUGAAGUUUGCUCAGUGGAGUCUUUCAGAGCCGCUCUCGGUAUUUCGUGCACUGGAGCCAUAGCUGUCAUAAACGCAAUAGGUAAAAUGACAUUUCAAUACAAAAUACAUUCAGCUGGGGAAAUUGUAUCUUAUUUUCCGCAAUUACUGUAAAUUCGUAUUUAUGGCACGGUUGUCAGGUGAUGUAUAGUAUUUAAUUUUUGGGGCACCCUGUCACGCUUCUCUUUUUUUUUAGUUUGUGUUUGGUUGUGGAACUGAAAAGUCCCUCAAACCAAAGGGCCUGAGAGAACAUAUACUGAACAUUCACUAUUUGUUUUUACUACCGUUCGCUUGAGUGAUAUUUUUUGUCACAGACAGUCGUAAAUGUUAUGACAGACAUGUUCUCUUUUGGCUCCGCCCUCUGUCAAAUUUAAAUUAUUAGUUAACCACACAAAGCGUGGGAAAGCCCGAGUAAGAAAACAUUAUUGCUGAUUGGCUGAUAGGGUGGCGCGAACGAGAUUUCUAGACUAACUUUAGAGCGUAACAAAGAGAAACAAGUGAAAUCCCGGAUCUCUAAAGAGUAAAAGUAAAACGCAAUGUUUAUUUUUUACACUUGGUUUGUCUUUCUUUCCACAGCCAUCGGUUUGUUCCUUGUCAUUGGUAUAAGUCUGAUAUGGAUCUGCAUAAAGAGAAGGUAGGGAUGAUUGAUCGUUGUCAUGGUUGUCGACAUCAAGUAUUUCGAAAGAAUCAAUUCAAAACCCGUACUUUAGGUUGCUUCUUCGUCGCAAUUUGGAUAGUCACAUUUACCGCCUGAAAGAGAAAGAAACCAGUCGGAUUCAUAAUUUUUUUAAAUCGGGUUUUAGCAAGUAGUUGCCUUCCCUCAAGGUGCGAGACAAUUGAAGGGAGAAAUUUUAUCAGAAAUAAGAAAUAGUUUAAAUAAUUGUUAUUAAGAUUUAUUUGGCCCCUUACUUGGCAGUGAAAAUAACAUAGGGACCAAGAGUAAACUAUCCAACGAGGCAACGACAUAGCUGACUUAGUGUGAUAACAAGGAAAGAGGAAACACUUGACGUGAUAACAUUCAAGAAUCAAAAAUAUAAUUAUCAUUAAAUAAUCAGAAAUGAAUUUGUAACAUCUAUUCUCUACGAAAAUGCAACUGUGAAUUUAUUCCAUUGACUAAGUUUCACUGAUGACAGAGCAGUCGACCAAAGUGUUUUUAAAUGCUCAACUAAAUUGUUUUAAAAGGCCAUUUUCAUUUGAGCGAAGACUGUGAUGGGACUUGUCUUUGAUUGUAUCUAGGAAUAUCGUAAGACCAUCAACGAUUACCUUAAUUUAAAAUCCAACAGCACAGCGACAAGGCUGAGAUUCAACGUGCCAUAUCUGGCUACCCGUGAAGUUUGCUUCAAAUUUAAUUAUCUCUUAACGACCCAGAACCCAAGUACUUUGGCGACCAAGCGAAAACAUAGACAAAAGAACAUGCAUUUUUCUUUUCGUAAUCGUGAAAGGUUUGUAAGGGGUUAUAACGCAUUAUGCCUCGAUUGCAUUUUUUUCCUCUCAAAAAUGUUUUGAGGAAGAAAUUGAUGUGAACGUAUAUGGGCGCGCGCCGAGUAGCACGCAAAAGCACGCGCAAAGAUGACGAAACAAGUGAUGUAGAAGCUCGUCAUAAACAAACCCAAAGAAGACUUGAUUUGUUCAGAGUCCAAGACGAUGGAUUCAACAGUGAGACGCGGAACGUUUUUUCUUCGUGAAUUGUUUAUUAUCGUCUCCUGUUAUUUUAAUUGCAUUUUGUAUGUUCUCACAAGACCAAUUUGUCUUCUGGUAUGCUGUAUUUUUUCCUUUUUUCACAAGUUGUGGAAAGUAUUAAGUGAUUUAUUCGGUGAUCACUUUGAUGAAGAAGGACCCGCAUCUGAGCGGAACAAUGUGAGUACAGCAGCUCAUGCUAUUGGAGAGCUGCGUAUUGAAACUCAAGACAAGAACGAUACUGAAGGGCCGAGGGAAGGAAGGCGGAACUCGUCAAGAAAUUCUGAGAGUUACAAAGCUGGAACAAGAAUACACCGGCUGGCGGAUGUGCGACGGACGUAUGGCGAUACAAGAUUUCGUCAGUCAGAGAAGGUCGCAUAUCAUAAUCAAGUAAGAACAGGUAAUUUUAAGAAUUCAGUUACUGGUCUGCAGUUGCCGCUAUGGAGACAAAGACUAUUUGAACGUCGGUGUCCUUGGAACACAUCUCAAAUAACAAACAAAAUGAGAUACAUGGGAAAUAGCAGUGCAUUCCGGUGCAGCGACCGGAUGAAGGGUAGAAAUCAAGUGCAGGCACCUCCAGUCGAAGAGCUUUAUUCAGGAGAUGUCAAAUGGAAACCCAAAAAUUAUUCCCCAGCAAGUGGACAGCGGUGGCCAUGUGUAAGACCAGGACCCGUUGAAGGCUGUCGUAGUGAGGAAACACUUAAAAAGCUGGUAAUAAAACCAAGACCCGCUGAAAGCUGGCGUUUAAAGGGAAGAUCUCAAAUGAGAGUUGGAAACAACUACGUAUUUUCAUGCAAGGACCGAAACAAGGCCGGGCUUGAAAUGCAACCACCAGCACCACUAGUCGAUCUUUUUCACGAGAAGAGAGUCUCUGGUGCGGAUUUAAAAAAUGCGCCACUAGGUGAAAGUAACAUUUCAAACUGUUUCAAGAGGAAUUGUUUAGUUUCUGAAGACUUCUGGAGAAGAAGUAAGAUGCUUUUCUGGCCGUUCAUUUGCGUGGUAAAUGGUAUGAGAGAUGCUCUGGCUCACCUGGCUCGGAAAAUCUGCGCUUAUGGCCACAGAGUUGUGAGUAGGUACUACGUGAAAAGCAGGGUGAAGAGGCCUUGUCCAGCGGGCUUCACUGAUGAUGAUGAAUGCGCACCUAACAGCGCGAUCGGAAAGAACUUGAAUCAAUGCCGACAACGAGAAUGGAAAUUGUUAAACCUUGGUGCCUUAGCGCGUUUGAUUCGAGAACUUUUUUGUCUCGUUGUAAGUGCUUCUUACCGUUCUCUUUCGGGAGUUUUUUAUGGGAUCAAGAAACUGUGUACAAUUGUUCACGCCUUCUGUUAUGUUAGUAAGAGACAAAACCAAAACCUUAAUGUAAGUGUCGACUGUUUACAUCAAGUGAAGGAAGAGCGUCAAUCUGAAACAUCCCGUCUGAGAAUUGAAGAGCCUUCGGAACCUCGCGGAGCAGUCAGGUCAGGACAAGUUGAUAUGUUGAACGUCUCUCGUGGUGUGCUGAGAUCCUCUUUGAAUGAAGUUGUGAAUUUCCAGGCCUCUUCAAACAGUGACAUAUACUCUGAUCCACUGGUGCGCAGUCCUUUGCAAGUUUCUAAGACUCAGGAUGAAUGUUUGAACAACUCACCGCCUGUUCAGCGACGCAAAAAGACUUGUUCUGAAUUAUUCACCGACAGCAAGGUAAAGAAAGAAGCAAUCCCACCAGAAAGUAAGAGUGAGACUGAUGCAAAUCCAAGGAAGGAAGAAAACGACUCUACUUCACCUCCCCAAUUAGCAGCUGCUAGGAGUGUCGUUAAAUCAAUACCACCCAUUACAGAAAAGAAAGUAAAAAGUACCCGAUCACGCUUAACCCAAGAAGUCCCAACUCAAGUUGAAACACAAGACCAAGAAGAGAAGUAUCACACGGGAAAACUCUCCAGGACCAGACGCAGGCAGAAGCGUCAAAUGUUAUCUGAUAGAGUCACCAAAGGUGCGUUGAAAAAGAAGGAAGAAACGCAGUCUACUUCGCCUGUCCAUUUAACUGGUAAUGAGAGUUUUGUUGCACCAACACCACCAAGUGAAGAAAAGGAGGUACAAACUGCCCUAUCUUUCUCUACUCAAAAAGGUUUAACGCCAGACCAAGAACAAAAAUUAUCAGGAUCUGCGCAGAAACGUCGACUGUCUGACAGUGUCACCGAAGAUAUGAAGACUAAAAAGGAAGUAACACAGUGUACCUGUCCCGUUCAUGUUGUCGCUCGGAAAGACGUUUCUACACAAACUGAAUUAAUUCCAGACAAGGCAGAAGAGAAUGCGAUACCAAUUUCAACUGAAGCAGUCCCGGCGUACGUUAAAGAAGAGGAUGAUGGGCAGAGAUUACAAGGAGGGGGUCGUGAAUGUCAAGCGCUGUCUGCUAGUGGCACGGGAGUCCAAAUUACCCAGUGCAAUGCAAAAUCGUCAUUGAUUGAGGAGUACAUUGAUGUCAACGCACAAGUGUCUAAAGGAAAGAGGACUAAGAGAGGUGACAAAUAUAAACAGCUUAAGUCUGUGAGGUCCAAGGAUGCCAGGACAACUUUACUCUGCUCGGUCAGUUCCUCAGAAGUGUCGAUAAACGUGAAAAGAAAGGCUAGAGGCGAUUCACCCUGCAACGUGGAGCUUCAUACCACGGAGUUUGCAACAGAAGAGAUUGGCAUACCACUCUCCAUUGAGGUAGUCAAUGCUAACGUUGAAACAGAAGAUGAAAGGCAGAAAUUACAAGGAGAAGUAGGUGAAUGUCAAGUGUUGUCGGCUAGUGGCACGGGAGUCAGAAUUACUCAUUGCAAUGCAAAGUCGUUAGUGACUGAGGAGGACACUGACGACGAACCAGAAAUGUCUACUGGAAAGCGGACUAAGAGAGGUGACAAUUGUAGACAGCUGAUGUCAAAGAACCCUGUGACCUCUUUUGUCUGCUCUGGCAGUUCCUCCGCAGAGUCAAUAAACACAAAGAGAAAAACUCGAGGCGACUCACCCAGCUGCUUGGAGCUUCAUUCUUCUGAGUUUGUACCAGAAGCGAGUGCGAUACCAGUUCCAUUCAAAGAAGUCCCGGCUUACGUUAAAACAGAGGAUGAAAGAAAGAGAUUGCAAGGUGAAGUAGGUGAAUGUCAAGUGUUAUCAGCUAGUGGCGCAGGAGUCCAAAUAACCCAGUGCAAAGCAAAAUCGGCUUUGGCUGAGGAUUAUACUGAUGUCGAACCACAGAUGUCAAUAGGAAAGCGAACCAAGAAAGGUGACGGAGAUAGUUCCUCAGCAGAGUUGAGAGACGUGAAAAGGAAAGCUAGCGACGACACAUCAAGCACCUUAGAGCCCCAUGUUAACGAGAUGAUGCUCGGGAAAACAUGCCAACCGCUCAGCCAAGCCACAGAAAAACAAGUACACGACACUGAAAUGGUGGAAAGCGUAGAUUCAUCCUUGACUGAUCAGGAAGAGCCGAUGGAAUUCAUCGAUGGGCAAGAUGCUGACACCUAUAAAUUUGGAUUUGCUAGCGAAGAUCAUCAGCCUCCUGCAAGAAAAGACUUUAUGGAGGACACGGAUGUAAUGGAAACAGACCAGCUGAUACAAGAAUGCACAAAAAAUCAAAUGGAGACAUUGGAAGCAUAUCAACAGCAUGCAAUGCAAAAUCCAUUUGGUGUAGUUUCUGAUCGUAUGCAGGCAUUCCAUGUGCAGCCACUUGUGGAAAUGGAAACAGAUUUUCCGGCCAUUCCGACCACGCCCUCCUUUGUUCAGCACAAGUCAGCGCUUUCAGGUCUGAAGUCAUUUUCAUUUAAGAAUACGUUGGGACAACAGAAAAAUGUUCUGAAGCCAAUUGAUCGUGUGCAGACAGUCCAAGAGAUGGAAACAGAUCACAUACACGUACCUGUCAUACCAUGUUUUGCACAGCAGCACGCAAUGGAAGGAAAUCGCGAACCAGCUCAAUUUACAAUGGCAUUUGGACAGAAAGUGGAUGUGAAGUUGCCAACCUGUAUUGAUGAGGAGAUGCCUGAGGAAAACGAAUCUGUGCCAGAACAAGAAACAAUGGAGACUGAUCAAAUCCCUCUCGAUUCAUGUCAGCCACCAGACACGGCACCUGGGAAAACGGUAAAUGAUAAGGGGCCAUUUGCUUCUGUGGUAGACAAUUUUUGGAAGGAAACUUUUGGAAGGUCACUGACUGAUGGAAUCCCUACGGUCCGAGCUCCGCCAACAUUGAUUGACUCGUUGACAGACACAACACCAGAAUCUGCAACGCCAAUCAACAACCAGAAUCCUCAAGGAAUUGAAAGUACACUUAGAAAUGAACUGAACCUAUCAUCAACUGAGCAGCAGUUGUCAGAAUCUUGUGAGUGUGAUCCAAUAUCAACAAGGCUUUUAACCAUGGAGCAGCUUCAACUUGUGCCAGCAGUCUCUGACAAUCCUGAUGGCUCAGACUCCGAAUCAGACAGUGAGUCCAGUAAUAGUUCUAUAGUGAACUUGGCGCAACGGAUCCUUGAUGAUCUGGAAGCAGAAAAUGCUGAAAGAAUGAAGAUGCAAGAGCUUCAGCUCGUGCCUGAUACGUCACAUACCCCUGAUUGCUCAGACUCAGAUGAAGCGGAACAUGGAUCUGAGGACGAAUAUGAACUGGAUUCGGAGACGAUCGACAAGUUUUUAAUUCUUGACACUGCACCAGAGCAUGUUGAUCUCAUAAAUAAGUUGAUAACGCAGAAGGAAUUAUCUUCUGAUGAUUAAUUUUAUAGAACGUGUUUUGGACAGCUAUAGAAGCAGAGUUGACUAAUCGUUUAUAGUGUACAUUAUGUUUAAUACCAUAAGCUGUUUUGUUUUUAACGAAUUGAAUGCAGUGGAAAGUGGCAAAACGUUUUGUAAUAUUUUCAUUAAUAACGAGUUAAAAUUGAUCAACAGUCAAGUUAAGGAAUGAUCAAAGCAAAGUUGAGUAAAUUGUGAUUAAAAACAUGCUUUAGAGAAUGAAUUGCUUUCUAGAUUGAUCCAACUUGAUGUUGUAAAUAUCGAGAAUGAGGUUUUUCUUUUUUUCUUUUUUUGGUUUUUGAAAAGAGACAAGCCAAAAUCAAAUGUUAGCAUGAAUUUGCGUUACUUGUAAUAAAGAGUACAUUUGAUUAAAUCUUGAGAUCUUGAGAGUUAGAGAUCUGCAUUCUUUUAAUCGUUAAUGACCGGGAUAUUCAAUUUAUUGCUAAAGAAGGAGAAUGAUUCCUUGUGAAGGAUACGUAGUGCAGGAAAUUUAGGGUACAUAAAAGUGCCGUAGCGGCGAGAAGGGAAGUUAAAUGUUUUGCUUGCUUGGUUGCUGCGCUAAAAUCUGAUGGCUGCAUCAAUUUAACCUUCCUAUGACUAAAAAACAUUUUUGUGGUUGAGAAAAAGAGCGGCUUUCCCAAGUUGGCUUACUUAUCUGCAAAACAUGUGGAUUGUUUACGAAAGUCAUCUUUGAGCCUGCGAGCAGGUUUUCGCUAGCGAGAAGAGAAACAAGCCUGUAAGACUCGAGUAUGCGCGAGGUCUUCGGAACUCUGAUACGAAAAGUUGUCAGAUCCCUCGCAGGCUUCACGCUGGCUUUAACUCUUAGGCUUCGCCGCUCUUUUCGCAGCGCCAUUGAGAGCUUGUGCGCAAGCGAAUACCUUUCCUCAUUUUACGAAAAUUAAAUUUCUGAAUAUCGCAAUUACAUCGAACAUAAUUUGCUACGAGUUUAGAGAGGCUGUUGCGUACACGCAAUGUAAUAGAAGUUCUUUUUCUGUCUUAAGGCAUUUGAACAAUCACGAGCUACGCAGAAAGACAAAUUUUUGAUUCAGUCAAUGAAUUUUGUCAUAACAACUGGAGCAGCUAGUAGCAAGCCGCCCGUUGUGGUUUUUCACAUAAGAACAAGUUACUUAGCUAUUUUCAAAAUGGCGACGUCCAUAGUCGAUUUUUUUUUAACCCAUUUUAAACCAUUCUGUAACAAGGUAAUGUGAUUUUAUCAACCGAGUUGAUAAUAUGAAUUGGUCCCAAUAAGGAGAUUCUAAAUCUGAUGUUUCGAGCGUUAGCCCUAAUACUUCCCACAGACGCUACAACACAAUUCCUUUGUGCUAAAUUCUGCCAUCAGGUAUGAUCGUAAGUACAAGGAGACACAACAGAGGAUGGAAGAGUUGGGAUUGAUGGAACAGUCUCCUGUGCUUCACCUUGACGAGUGGGAGAUCCCUCGGGAGAGCAUUAUUUUAAAUCGUAAGCUUGGUGAAGGAGCAUUUGGAGCUGUGUGCGGUGGGGAAGUUAUUGGACUUAGGUCAGAGGGAGAAUGGUUACCUGUGGCAGUGAAGUCUUUGAAGAUUGGCUCCUUACCCGAAGACAAGGUAACAGGAGUGUUAAGUCUUAAGUAGUGUUACGCUGAGUAGUGAAUGAUUCAAAACAAGUUUUCGUCAAUAACGUUAGAGACUUGCUGUUAAGAAAAUUGCUCCAAAAUUACAAGGAAAAGCCAAAGUUAAGAGGUUAAUUAUUCAAACUUUGUGUUUCUAAUGAGAUGGCGGACUCAAAUAGGGGCAGUACCAAGUUUCUAUAUAGUAAAUUCGUAACUACACUUUUUUAUCGUCCUCUGUCGCGACCGGCCAUAGUUUGUUAGUUUUUCUGUUCCUUUUUUGUUGUUGUUGUUGUUUUUAAAGCUACAAUCAGCAAAACAAAAAAAUUUUGACUUUUUUUGACUGAGGGGAUAAUAUUCUAGAAUACCGGACCAAUAUUAUUACUUAUUUCUUUACGGGAAGCCCCUGUCCCCUGAUUAAUGUUACACUUCGCUAUCUGUGAUUGCGCACAAUGUAAGACACUCACAGGUUCAUUAAGGUAUGCUUGUUUCUCUUGCAGCUUGAAUUUCUGAGUGAGGCAGAAACGAUGAAGAUCUUUGACCACAAGAAUAUUGUGAAACUGCUAGGUGUUUGCACCAAAGGAGAACCAGCUUUUGCCGUAAUGGAGCUGAUGAUACAUGGUAAGUGAUAUUGAGAGUAGCCGUUCCUAUGUUAUUCGCGUUUGAUCGUUCAAUUGGUGAUUCCUUUGAAAGAGCUGAAUGAUAUUGUAAAUUCGCAACUAUUCGUAUCGCUUUUCGUGCGAAAUCAUCUUUAAAAUUACGCUAUUUAUUUGUUGUGCUUUAUUCGGUCCUUUUAGGUGACCUAAAAAACUUCCUGCUGGCCAGACGUCAAUUUGCAAAUCAGGACUGUAGAGAGGUAUUGUCAGUUAUCUUCAAGUUAUUUAUUGUAAUCUUGGGUGAAAGUCUGUUCACAUGCCUCUUAAAACUUAGGUUAGAAUGAACAUACCUGUUGUUCAAAGGGGCCAACAGGAAACUUAAAAGUAAAUCAUCAAACAUAAUUGCAUUAUUUCCGUUCAUGGCGGUCUUUAGGUUGAUCUGUUUAGGUUAAAAAGGGGCCUAGUCGAUAUAAUACCAUCGUUUAUAAAGAAGUUGACAUUCUUAGAUUGGUGAUGCGCCGUCUCUUACUAGACAAGUUAUAUUUGCUAGCAUUGACAUGAAAUGAUUUUAAGUUAUAAAUUUUGAAAUGUAGACUACAAGCAAUCCCUCCUUUUGGCGAAGUGCGAUUAAAAAAUAUGAGUGAAACAAAGGUUUAUGUUAGCGAGUCGCACGAAACUUGGGAGUGAGGCUGCUGGGAACUUUUCUUGCGCCUCACCUCCAGAGUUCCGCGUGGCGUGGUAACAUUGAUUCUUUUCACUUAGAUGGGACUGCUUAUGGUCUGUUUAAAAUGGAGAGAAAGAUUUGAAGAGUAACGAUUACAAUCCAUUUUUAUUGUCUUCAGUAUAGCCCAUUCAUUACAAGUUGUUCUCUCGCGUUCUUGUACAGUUUUCGAACCUUGCUGUAGAAGUUACUGUAGUUUUUCACGGACGUUAAUUUUCUUCUAGGCCGAAGAUGUUACUCCUAAAAGGUUAACUGCAAUGGCGUUAGACAUUACCAGUGGACUGAAUUACCUCGCAGAAAUGAAGUUUGUUCAUCGGUAUGAUGGUGGAUGUUAUUCCUUGCAAUAGACCAUCUUCUUCAGUGUUUUUUUUUCUUCUCUAACAUUUGUUUUGAGUUGGGAAUCAGCAAAGCGUAUGAACCUGCCUCGCAAAUGAGGGCGUUUCAUUAUUAAUCUGGAUGUGAGUGUUUCUGUGAAGCUCAGAAAAGCGUGAACACUUGAAAGCUAUUAUGGAAUGUUGUUGUGUUUCGUGGAUUACACCAAUUAACCGUCACUAAACUUAACCGUUAGCAGAGACGGUAAUUUUUUGAGGGCGAGAAGUUUGCGCGCGUUUUCAGGACACCGUUGACCUGUCAAACUCAAAUGAAAGUGUUCACAGUUUUAUGAGUUUUACUGAAAACGUGAAAUGAUUUAGUUUUUGUGUUCAUUUUUAGUGACCUGGCUCUGAGGAACUGCAUGGUAGGGUCAGGUCAUGUGGUCAAACUCGGCGACUUUGGUAUGGCGCGCGCUAUGUACGAUUCGGAUUACUACAGGUUUGGACGUAAAGGUAAAACUCUGAUUUAUGUCUACAUACCACAACAGAGCACUGAAGAGAAGCCAAGAAGGGAAAUUUAUCACGCUUUCGGGUUUCGUUUGACUGUUAGAAUUAGGUCGGAACUGGUCAGGGGUUAGGGUUAGGAUUAGGAUUAGGUUCAGGGGUUAGUUAGUUCAGGUCAGUGGGAAGUAGGUUACUUUUCUCUGUGUGAUGAUCACGACCAGCAAUCGUCAAAUUCCUUUGGAGAAGGUAAUUGGCAGCCUAUUUUUACUCUUUUGAAGAGGUGCUGUUAUUUCUUUUUCCCAAAAUUUGAAGAGGUACUGUUCUUCCUUUUUCCUGGUCUGCCAUACGUUAAGUUAUUAUCUUCGUCAAGUUCUUUCCCGUCUUCGCUUCCCUGUCCUGAAAUAUCGCGUGUUUCUCAACAGGCAUGCUCCCUGUUCGAUGGAUGUCUCCCGAGUCUCUUGCAGAUGGCGUAUUCACGACUAAGUCUGACGUGUGGAGCCUGGGCGUGACCUUAUGGGAACUGGCGACGUUCGGCAGCUUUCCUUAUCAGGGCCUCUCGAAUGGAGAAGUUGUGGAGAGAGUCAAACAAGGGCGCUUUAUGGAAAAACCACAGGGGUGUACUGGCGAACUGUAAGUGUCCACGUCUACGCGAAUCGCGAUUCCUAACGAAGUAGCCCGUGCAUUACCCUUUUUAACUUUAGAAAAAAUUCCAUCCUUUAUCUAUUUUUCUUUUACGUAGGUAUGUGAUCAGUUUUUAAAAACAAUGUUCCAUCUUCUGCAAAAUACCUUGAGAGCUUCUGUGAGGAAUUUGAGGAAAUCAGCUAACAUUGCUCUGUUUUUAGCUUCUCGCCUGAGUAAUAAAAACAGCGAGCCAUUCAUUUAAUGUACGAAAUCUCGCCAAAUGUUUUAAACUGAUGUCAGAUACUGAAGAAUAGACUGAAAAUAUGGUCUAGACAGUAUCCUUUGUUCUUUUUGGUGUAAGUGUAAUGUCGUGUGUAGAAAAUUGCACGACAGAAAAUGAAUGAAAGAGCUCCCCAGUUUUAAUUCUAACUGUAUUCCUUGUCUAAAUUGCCUGUCCAUUUUUUUUCUUUAUUUCAGGGGCACUUUGCUGACAGAAUGCUGGAGAAAAGACCCCCUCCACAGACCAGAUCCCGAUAAAAUUUGCGACUUGCUAACUGCUCAUGUAACCAUGAUCACCGCUUGUUUAGACUCUCCUAUGUCAAGUGUGGCCACGGAUGAAAACUGCGUGGAGCCUGGUGAGGUCAGAAGGGACAGCAUGAGGACGAGGCGAGGCACACCGUCACCCUCUCCGCGGAGAAGUCGCGCAAUUACCCAGCUCACUCAAGAACAGAUUAAAAUUUUAAUGCCGCAUCGCGAAAAUGGUGUAACCCCAAAUGGUGCUUUAUAGAAUCGAGCCAUCAACAUUUUUGUGAUUUAAUCAAAACUGAGCUAGCUGGGGGUGUGAAAGAUAAUUUGCAAGAUCAAGCUGAUUUAGUAAUUUGCAACAACAAGGUUGCAUUUUAAGUAAAUAUCCAGUCUUCACAGCCAUGGCCUGUCCACAUCACGACUGAGUUCCUAUUCAAAUAGAGACAUGAAUUUCAGUUGAAACGAGACUUUCGGUCUCCUUCGGAUUCUUUUAAAGAGUUUCUGUCUUGUUUCAAAAGCGAGGACCGAUAAACGCGAGGAAUUUUUAAGAGAGUUGUAGUUUGUGGACUGUUAUGGUAACAUUCUGCACGAAAAGGGUCUUUCCAACUCUACGCAAUUCUUAAUGGAAGGUAUUUCAUGUGUUACGCCAAGAAAACGUUUAUACUUAACAAAUAGAUUCCAAGUUGCCGUGCGUCUGUUCAGUAAUAGAUCACAGAUGACGUCAAAAUGUGGUAAGAACAGAAAAGUGUUGUUUUAUAUAAUAAAGAAUUUAAAAAGUUUUAAUGAUAAGUGAGAAC
Messenger RNA from Pocillopora meandrina, 20577 nucleotides. Lineage: Eukaryota; Metazoa; Cnidaria; Anthozoa; Scleractinia; Pocilloporidae. The record is from the annotation of a GenBank genome assembly.